AUGAGUAGCUUUAGACAAACAAAGAAUGAUCAUCAUUCGUUAUCCAAUUCACCUUUUCAUGCUUCACCUCCAACUUCCGUCACAUCAAAUUCUUCAAACUUUUUGAAUCCAAAUCAAAGACAACAUAGUAGUACUUUUUUGAAUAGGUAUGAAAAUUCAAGUUAUCUGGAACAAAUCCAAAAUGUUUCCUCCUCGAAAGGUGAGUUUGAUUAUAAAACAAUUAACAAACAUUUGGUUCCUAGUGAAGAUAUGUUAAAAUCCCAAGGUGGAGAUAUUGCAAGACAAUUAUAUCAUCAACUUGAGGAAGAAAAUAACAAUAAUAGCACCAUAAAUAGUAAUAUUGUCAAUAAUACCAUCUCAACAAAUGUAAAAUUUGAAUCACUGAGCCCAUUGGCGCAACCUAAAAGAAGAACAAGAAGUUCUUCAUUUUCAACUUAUCUUACUGAAACAAGAAGAGAAUCAACAGCAUCAGAUAUAAAUGUUCCAGGAGGAUUUAGGCGAGAAUUUUUAAUUAAUAAAUCUUUAAAAAAUAAUGAAGAACCUCCUAAUUUCUUAACUCGAAAUUUCAUUGAAUUUUUAAGUAUUUAUGGUCAUUUCGCUGGUGAAGAUUUCAGUGAUGAUGAUGACAACAUAUCUCCAAAUGAUGCUCAAAGCUUUGAAGAUGUAUUUGAUGAAGAAGCUUCGUUGUUAACCAGAUCCAAUAAUGCUCCUAAGGGAACUGCUAGUGUACCGAAAGCAUUUUUCCUUGUAUUUAAGUCAUUGGUAGGUUCAGGAGUCUUGUUUUUACCAAGAGCUUUCUUUAAUGGUGGGUUAUCAUUUUCAAUUUUUGCAUUGACAGGAUUUGGUAUCUUAACCUAUUUCUGUUAUAUUGUUUUACUUGAAUCAAGAAAAGUUCUUAAUUUGACAUCAUUUGGUGAAUUGGGUUAUAAAACAUAUGGUACUCCUCUUAAGAUAAGUAUCAUGGUUUCCAUUAUUUUAAGUCAAAUUGGUUUUGUAGGAGGUUAUAUUUUAUUUACAGCUGAAAAUAUGUUAUCCUUCAUUGAUACUAUCUAUCCUGGAGAUACUCCUUCAUUUAUAACUACAGGUAACAUUGUCGUUGUACAAUGUGUUUUGUUGAUACCUUUAGUAUUAAUCAGAAACUUGACUAAAUUAUCGUUAAUUUCUUUAGUAUCAUCAUUAUUCAUUAUUAUUGGUUUAGUCAUAAUCUUUUGGUUCGCGGGUUUAAAUUUGGUAGCUAAUGGUCUUGGUCCAAACAUUACUCAUUUCAAUCCAAAGAGUUGGUCAAUGUUAAUUGGAGUGGCUGUAACUUCAUUUGAAGGUAUAGGAUUAAUCUUACCAAUCGAACAAUCAAUGGCUCAACCAGAAAAAUUCCCAAUGGUUUUAUCGAUUUCAAUGUUUUUCAUAACUGCUUUGUUUGUAGGAAUAGGUACUAUUGGUUAUUCCUCUUAUGGUGAUCAAGUUAAAUCAAUUAUUAUAUUGAAUUUACCGCAAGGAAACUUGGCUGUACAAUCGAUCUUAAUUUUGUACUCAUUGGCAGUAUUUUUAACAGCUCCAUUACAAUUGUUUCCAGCCAUUAAGAUUGGAGAAUCUCUCAUCUUCUCAGGGAAUAAAAGAUCAAAAGCUGAUUCAGGAAAAUUAUAUCAUAACUCAGGUAAAUACAAUCCUCAAGUUAAAUGGCUUAAAAAUUUAUUCAGAGCUGUAUCAACAACUGCUAUUUGUACUAUCGCUUAUCUCAAUGCGGCAAACAUCGAUAAGUUCGUUUCAUUCAAUGGUUGUUUUGCUUGUAUCCCCUUAGUAUACAUCUAUCCACCAUUGAUUCAUUUAAAGACGUUAACUAUUAAAAACCAGUUAACCACUCUAGAAAAAUUCUUUAGAGUUAGUGAUUACAUCUUAAUAGUAGUUGGAAUUGUUGCUGUCAUUUAUACUACCUAUCAAAUUGUUUUCCUUAACUAG
Scheffersomyces coipomensis is the source of this 1953-nucleotide messenger RNA. RefSeq lists its product as uncharacterized. The record is from RefSeq and is a predicted model, not a curated record. Gene Ontology annotation, cellular component: vacuolar membrane. Gene Ontology annotation, molecular function: L-tyrosine transmembrane transporter activity. NCBI's taxonomy places the organism in Eukaryota, Fungi, Ascomycota, Pichiomycetes, Serinales, Debaryomycetaceae. Gene Ontology annotation, biological process: amino acid transmembrane transport. The coding region runs from base 1 to 1953 and encodes 650 amino acids. The transcript has 2 exons.